Messenger RNA from Mobula hypostoma (lesser devil ray), 6487 nucleotides. RefSeq names its product monocarboxylate transporter 10-like. Gene Ontology annotation, cellular component: membrane. The record is from RefSeq and is a predicted model, not a curated record. The coding region runs from base 189 to 1763 and encodes 524 amino acids. Gene Ontology annotation, molecular function: monocarboxylic acid transmembrane transporter activity. Gene Ontology annotation, biological process: transmembrane transport. Lineage: Eukaryota; Metazoa; Chordata; Chondrichthyes; Myliobatiformes; Myliobatidae. The transcript has 6 exons.
UGUGAAGGGAAGGGGAGGCAGUCCGGGUUGGGAAGAAGCAAGCGGGCGGAGGAGAGGCGGGACUCCGGCGUGGGGAGGGUUCUGCCGCAUUUACAGCUGUGACACAGAGGCCAGGCAGGGUUCAGAGCGCCUGUAGCGGCUUGCGGUGUGCUGAUGGUCUUGAUCUGCAGCCAAGACGCGGCUGAGACAUGAGCGAGAGUCAGGAGUCAGGGGCUGGGGUUCAGGGACAAGAGAAAGAGGAGGCGGGGGACGGUGAAUCGGCCCGUCAGCCUCUGACAGAGAGCAAGGAGCCGCUGAAUGGCGAGGUGGGAGCGAACUCGGAGACCCAGCUGCGUCUGGCGGGGGGAGAGUCCACACAUAACCAUGAUCCCGGCGGUGGGCCUCCUUCUGCCCCCGACCCGGGGACGGUGCCCGGACAGGUAGACCCUCCCGAGGGGGGCUGGGGCUGGGUGGUGAUGCUGGCUUCCAUGUGGUGUAACGGCUCGGUCUUCGGCAUCCAGAACUCUUUCGGGCUACUGUAUCUGUCCCUGCUGGAAAAUUUCGGGGGCACAGAGGACAAACAUCUGCAGUUUAAGACAGCAUGGGUAGGCUCGGUGUCCGUGGGAAUGAUUUUCCUCUGCGCCCCCAUUGUGAGUGUUUUUACCGACUUGUUUGGGUGCAGGAAGACUGCAGUUGCUGGAGCUACUGUGGCGUUCAUUGGGCUAAUUGGAAGCUCAUUCGUUACAUCUCUGGAACCUCUGUAUUUUACAUAUGGAAUCGUUUUUGGCACAGGUUGUUCAUUUGCCUACCAGCCGUCUCUUGUGAUCCUGGGCCAUUACUUCAAGCAGCGGCUGGGACUAGUGAACGGGAUUGUCACAGCAGGCAGCAGUGUCUUCACCAUCAUUCUGCCUUUGCUCUUGAAGCAGUUGCUGCCGAAGAUUGGGCUCAACCAUACGCUGCGUGUCAUCAGUGCCUUCAUGUUUGUGCUGUUUCUGGCCGGAUUCACCUACAAACCUCUCCUGCCAGAUGAGGCCAAAGGUAAAUCCUCAGCGAGAAAACUCAACCUCAAAAAAUUGUUCAAUAUGAAGAUAUGGAAACUACUUGGGUACCGCAUCUGGACUAUUGGAAUCCCAACCGCUCUCUUCGGUUACUUUGUGCCUUAUGUUCAUCUUAUGAAGUAUGUGGAAGAAACCUUUCCAGGGAGCAAUGAAGAAGUUCUGCUAAUGUGCAUUGGGAUCUCGUCAGGGGUUGGUCGGUUGUUAUUUGGUCGGUUGGCGGAUUGCCUACGUGGUGCAAAUAAAGUUUUCCUUCAGGUGGGGUCAUUCUUUGUGAUUGGCCUGAUGUCCAUGAUGAUUCCUGUUUGCCGAGCUUUUGGUGGUCUCAUCGCUGUUUGCCUUUUCAUGGGUCUCUUUGAUGGCUGUUUCAUCUCAAUCAUGGCCCCCAUUGCUUUUGAGCUUGUGGGUUCGGAGAACGUGUCCCAGGCAAUAGGAUUCCUCCUCGGGCUGAUGUCUAUACCAAUAACAUCUGGACCACCAAUUGCAGGCUUUCUGCGUGACAUGUUGGGAAACUACGAUCUUGCCUUUUACCUGGCUGGUGUACCGCCAUUCGUUGGAGGUGCAAUCCUUUGUACCAUCCCGUGGAUCCAAUACAGGAAGCGCAAGCAACAGGAACAGCAGGCGGAAAUGGCGGGAGAAACUGCAACCAAGAUGCUGGAUCAGAAUUCCACAAACGUCCCCCUGCAGGGCAGUGGCGAAUCACAGAAGGAAUGUGCAACCACUAUUUGACAUCACGUUUCUCCCGUCAGACUGACAGUGUUCACCGUUUUUACAGAUUAUUUUAUUUGAACUUUUUCUUGUUGUCACAACAAACUAUUAGGAAUUCUCUAUGGGGAAAACAAAGGCAAAUCUAUGCCAAUGACAAAUUUUUAAAAUGUAUAAUUCUGUUUAGGGAAGGAUUAUUGGAUAAGUUGUACAUUUGGCUAUUUUUGUUCUCUAAUUUAACUUCUUGAACUUCAUUGUUAUUCUCCAAUCAAAGCUAAGUUUAUAACAGUAUCACUGUUGAUCUGGUUUACUUGAUUAUUCCUCCAAGUAUUCUGAGGAGAGGCUGAUUUCAAAGAGCAAUUAAUGUCCUCAGGAACAUUUCAACUGGCCAGUGUGAUCUACUAGUGAGACGCUGGAAGCCACAUUUUUAAUUUUUCAAAGUGAAUAUAUUGUAAACAAUUGUUCCUGCAAAAAAAAAGCCUCCAUAGAUUUAGAAUCUUAAAUACUGUGGAGGAAUUGUCCAGGAUCUCAACGUAGCUACUUACUCCUAGUACUCUGGGGAUAACUGGAAAUUCCUGAUGUGGCUUUACUUUCCAAUAUAAAACUAUGAUUUUGAAAGUGUUAGCACUGACCUGGCCUGGUGGGAGAGGGAAGAGUUGGUGGUGAACAAUGAAUAUUGCUGACGUGUGGGACGGUGAGCAGGGCUCCAUUUGGUGGUCAGGAAGCUCCCGUGACUGCUAGAUGCUUUAAAUAGUCGAAAACCUCCUAUUACACCACCUGCCUGCCACCAGUGUUCACUGCCAUCAGUCUUGUUUGAGCAGGGUUUGUUUUUGGCAUGAGUGCAGCCCUUUAGGUGCUGGAGCUUUUCCCCUGAAAGAGGCUUUCCGCGAGUCUGAAUUCGGGUUUAUCCUGAUGUCAAUAGAGGCAGUUGACAUCCAGCCAUGCCGUGUAGCCAGGUUACACAUCGGCCACAGUCUCACUGAAUCACUGAGGUCAGGCUGGACUGUUAAACUGUUCCCAUCUUCUCCUGACCUACCAAUGACGCUGCCUCGGCAGCUCUGCGCAGGGCGAACAAAACUGCUGUAAAAAUGCAGCCGAGGCAAUUCGAUGUGGGACAAGACAGGGGAAAACACUACUACAUGAAUUAAAACAAAGGGAGGCAAACUUUAUUGCGACCACAUUGUGGUCACACAAUUGACUUGCUAAUACGUUUACACAGAGCUAUUCAUUGUAACAGCAGCAGUCAUGAUUUAGAAUAUGCAAUCAAUUGAUUCCUUAAGGACCUUUUUCCCCUCCUGUUUGUAGUUUUGUAGAAAUUCAAUAUUUUAUUCGAAGUAAGCGAAGUUUUUAGAUUGGGUGCAGACUCCAAGGGGAAAAUGGUUUAUCGUCCUCUGGUGCUACCCAAGCCGCAGUUCACUACCCAGGCUCUCCCCACCUCUGUUGCUGAUGCAUUUUAGUAUGUCAGAUAGGUUUGGUACUGUUGUGAACUUGUUGUCUGACAUGAACUGACCUAUACACUUUUUGAACAGUUCCCAUAUAUACAGUAUCUGUAGACUACCUCAUCAAAUUUGAGCGAUGCAGCUACUGCAAUCUGAAGCAUUUGAUUGAAGUAAUGAAUGACUGAGUACACAAGACAUCGGAUUGGGUGGGGAGGAGGAGUGCAAGUUUUUUUAUAAUGUCUGUUUAUAUACUUGCAUUCGAGCUCAGUGUAUAUGCCCAGCUACUCAGUAGAACAGGAAUUUGGUUCAGUUUUUUGCAAUUGCAUCAUAAAUAAUGUCUUGCACACUGAUUAUUUCUUACUAGUCUAUCAAAAGGUCUCAGAUGAGUUUCCCUAGAUCACCUGCCGGGGCUGAGGGAGGAGCAGGGGUGAAAGGGAGAAUCGAAAGCUACAAAUCUUCAAAGAACUGCUAGGUAGAAAAUACCUCUACACUGGUAUGUAAUGUCAUCUGGCAUGUAUACAGAUGGCCCACAAUGUACAAAUUUCUUUAAUACACUAGUCAUGUUUCAUUGCCUCUCCCAAUCAACUCAUUCUGAGGUUUGUACAGUUCUUCAGUUUAAAGAAAUAUAUAUAUAUAUAUAUAUAACUUGUAUAUUACUGAAGUUAUUUUUAAGUUAGUAUCUAAUAUACUCCAAAGUACAUUGGCAUCUAUAGACUAUACCAUUAAAUUCACAAAUAUUCGAUGGGCAUUUUGCCCACACAGAACCUUUCUAGAGGCUUGAGCCACAAUAUUCAUGAUGAGUUCACCUCAUAUGAAGUGUAAAGGCAUGAUGUCCCAAAAAUAGAUCCCAACAACUAAGCUCAUCUAUUGAGUCUGUUGACUUAAGGGACGGAGUGCUCCUAUUUUGUUUUGUUUUCUGAUGAUCCUGGCCUACUCAAAUCAAUGGCCUCCCAAACCUCUCCAUUUGUCUGAGACUCUGUUGUCACUCCCUUUUCCAGUCUUUGACCUCUCAUUGACUGCUACCUGAUCCAUCACUGCCCCCUCUCAACUCCAUUUAUCCCAGCUUUUAGCCAGGGUCUUCAACACCUGUUAUAAAGCCCUUUCCCAGCACUCUUAAAAACCAAAGCUUAAGGCUGCCUUGGGAUUACUCUUUGAAAUUUGCUCCAUUAGCCUCUUAACUCCCUGCAUUUAAGAGCCCGCGACAGAAAAGACCCUUUGAUUUUGCAGGCAUGACAUGUAAAAACGCACUCAAAGAUGGUGUGAGCAAUGCAAACCACAUCCGCCACAUUCUUUCUCAGGCCUGAGGCAGCUGCGUGUUUUUAUGCAAUCCAACCAAUCCAAUCUCAACAAUGCCAGCGCAUCUCCUGCGCGUUAAGUCUAACUGCAUUGCAGGAUAUCAGCACAAGUGACUGCAAGUGAUUAAAUAUUACAGGGUGAUUCUUUUAUUUUUGUAAAUUAGUCAUCAUUUGGAAAAUUAACCUUGUGGUGGGUUUUACAUUGGUGAGAGGUUGCCACAAAUUGAAACAUUCCAAAGAAGAAGUUUUGUUUUAGAUGCAUUCAAUGAAGAAGUAAAUUAUUACUUAGUUCCCAAUGUAUAGAGUGUACCAAAUAUCCUAGAGCAUUUUAAAGUAUAUGUGUCGUAAUUUCUUGAGAAAUUCAUUCAAAGCAAUGGUAAUUGAUGAAGUUCCUGGAUUCAGCCAGGUGAUCUUUGGAGACCAGCUAUAGUUAUGAAAGGAUCGUUCCCAAUUAAUAUGGUUCCACAUGGAAGCAACAAAGACAGCAGCUUGUGUUUGGAAAAGAACAACAGGUCUUAUCUUAGAAAGUGUAAAUCUUUCUAACAUUAUUGACUGGUAAAAUGAUAUCACUCACACUAAGUAGUUUGAACCUUGAUUGAAUGCUACCAAGAGUAGGGUAAAGUUCUUCUCCUUAUUUUUGAUGAAGUUGUAAACAGAAAAGAGUGCAGAUGUUGCAUCCCCCGUGCCACAACUACUUGUGCAAACAUUAAGUUACGGGGCAGAAUGGAUGCAAGAUCCCAUGUCCGGCUGGCUGUAGCAGGAGGCCAUGCGUUUGCCAUGUGCUUUUAAAGAUCCACAGAAGGUCAAGUUUGAGGUGUGCAGAUAUCUGAGGAUAUUGCUCAGUGUGUUAGUGUCAAGUAUAGUUAUGUCCGUUUGAAAUUUCAGGUAGCAUAGAGUCUGAUAGCACAGGUAUUUAUAUAAAUGCCAAAACCAAUUACAGUAUAGAGUCCAACAUUUCAGGGUCUCCGUUCUAGUUAUUCUCAUCCAUUCAGAAGCUUAAAGACAGGAGUAUAAUGAUAACUGUGUUGGAAUACCUCAGAUGUAUUUUUUAUUCUGACAUUCUAAGGAGCUCAUUGCUGAUCAUUGGCUUAAUGCUCUUGACUCUGUCACAUGAUUGUCAAGCGUUGCAAUAUGACAAACUGCUGUUUGUAAUGAUCUCAUGCCUUUUGUGGUGGAACUGGUUUCCACGCUGUUUGUUAUAUUUUACUUCCAUCCAUUUAGAAAUUUUAAUUUGUGUAUUUUUUUUAAAAAUCCUGAAUUAUGAGCAGAUGCUGUCCAAAUUACUUGUUAUUCUUUUUUCAAAUCUAUGAAGCUGUCCUCAGUAACUUUGAAUUGAUGUUUUGCUCAAAAAGAUACGCACUUUGAUCAAGCAAAUUCUCUCUCUUUCUUGCUAUUCUCAUUGUCAGAAACUGUCAUGUUGCAAACUCCUGUCAUUGUGUUAACUUGUGGGGUGUUUCUUACCUACACUCACUGCUGAAGGUGCCAAUCAUUAAUGUGCCCUAAAUUUACAGGCAAUGAUCAUCUGGGCUUGUGUUAUUUGGUAAACUUCACAUUCAGUCAAGAAUUUUGGGCAUGCGUUACAGGGAAUUCCCUGCAACUGAAAAACUGCAUUUGUUGUUUAAUCAUUCAUUAAUUGUUGCUUCUUUGCUAUUAAGCAAAGUUUGAAUCUGCUAAUAAUUGCAAUAACUUCAAUAAAAAUAAGUUUACAAGAGAAGCAGGUUAUCUGUAUACUGGUAAAAUCAUUUACCAACAUGGUUUUCAAUAUGUGUUGUAAUGUGUAGUCUUCAGAUCAUCUUUGUAAAUCAUACCGUAUGUCAUUAUUUCAUCUGUGAAUUCUUUUUAAUUGAUUUUUUUUAAAAAAAUCCAAACUUGUGAAGAACAAUCUGUUUAAGAGCAAAUGGAAUUCAAGGAAUUUUUGUAGUAAUAUUUCUUGUUUCUAAAAGGAACACUUAAAUUGGAAAUAUGCAAUAAAAUAUACAAACGUAAAAUUGAAUUUGAAAAAUGUCAUGUAUGU